AUUUUUACUUGUAUUUUAUUUCUCAUUUAUAAACGCACAGCUCUGUUUGUCCAGCAGGUGUUUUUAGAUAUUGAUAAUCAAUAUUUAUAAAUGACGUGUGACGUACAUUCAGUCCAGUUCAAUCACCCACGCAACCAUAAUAAGACUCAAUUCUCGGCAAAUAAAUAAACAAUUAAAGGGCUGUAUGUUUAUGACAUAACAGGGAAUUAAACACAUGACGUAAGGCUGGUUUAUCAAAUCAGUGCGGCUUUAAAAAGAAGAUUGUUUUUAGUUCUUUUCACAGCAAAAUGCCAACAAAACGUGGAAAUUUCUGCUUAAAUCGUUUAUACUUUACUGUGUUUACUGUUCAAAUGAUUAAAAACCUAAAACGUAACAAAUGUAAAAGGAGAAAAAGGCAAAAAUGGGACGUUUGAGUAGUGACAGUGCUGUUAUUUUAAAAUAAUAAUAGCAAUAAUAAUAUUAAUAAUAAUAAUCAGCCGUGACAGAGCAGGUCUGGUCCAAAAUGGCUGGAGGUGAGUGCGCAGUAACGGGGAGAGGACAGGACAGGUUUAAUGUGGCACACAGACAGCUGCAGCUUAGUGCGAUGCUGCUGUGGUCAGGACGGAUCCAUCAGCUGUUACAUAACAGCUCCCUGCGUGAAAUUCACCCGGGGAGGGCGCACACUGCAGACUCAUCGCUCCGCAGCCUCAGCGUCCAUUUUAACAUCCCUCAUGAAGACGAGUCAGACAUUUACAGAAGCUGAAGACCCCCACCAUCACCACCAGUGAUUGUGACGCAAGUGUGAAACAUUUUCUGAGACUUGCUGCUUUUCUUCCUCGGUGAAAUGAAUAUCUUCAGAUUUAGUAGGGAAAGAAGACAUCUGGGAGAAAUCUGAUGAGAAUAUUUAAGACAAUAAUAAACCAGGAAUAAAACUGCAGUAGUAUUGUUUGGGGCGUAAAUACAUCACCUGUGACGACAGCAUGUUCACUGUUUUCUGAUAUUUUCCAGGCCAGGUGAUUAAAGUUUAAUCAAUGGGAAUAAUUGUUUGAUGUAUGGUGAUCACGGUGUGCCAAAAUUAAGAGUACUGAGAGGCCACAAGGACCUCUGCCUUAAAGGGAAAGCAUCUGCCUUUACAGAUAUUUCACACUACAAUUUGUUUGUUAUUAUUUACCUCAGGCAAACAAAGCGAUCCUCAUAAAUAUGUUUUUUAGUGGUUUAUCACCAAAGUAUCUCUGAACACAAACAAAAAUAGACAAUAAUAAAGGAUUUAAAGGAUUUAAGGAUUUCAUUUAAACUGAUUUAAUUUAAUUUAAACUGGUACCAUUAAUUGGAAAUAUUUUUGAUUUAAGCUUUUCGCUUGAAUGCGUCACCUAUAAUUGACAAUAUAAUUUUCCACUAUUUUCUCAUAUUUAACAAGCUGAAUGAUUAAAUUGCUUCUCAGUGGAAAUCACUAAAAGGACUAAAUAUAUAUGUGCACAAGAUUAGCUAAGAUUGCUUCAUUAAUGGGUUGUUUAAAAUGACGGUUUUGUCAUGAGAGAGAAUUUGUUGUUAGUUUAUUGGGUUUUUUGUUGUUUAUUCCAGAGUAAGACAAAGAAGUCUUUGUUAUAAUUAAUAACUGUCGUAAUCCUAACCUUGUUAAUAAUCAGUAUCUUUGAAUAAUCACUAUCAAGUUGAUUAAGUUGAAUCCAAAAUAUGUGGUACAAAAACUUGAUACUAAUUAUUUUUCCUAUAAGCUGACAGCAGUCAACAAAGCCAAUUUUUAGCCAAUAAAGCGGUGCAUCCCUGCUUCCUUACUCAAAAAUUCAAAAAAAAUAAUAAAAUUGCUGAGUCCAAAGGUGGAACCACUGGCAUCAACGGGAGCGGUUGUGGGAGACAUAACGCAAAGAAAUUCCCAAGUUUUGGAGAGAUGGAGCAAACAGAGUCAGUCCUCUAUGAUUUUCUUCUCUCAAAAAUGACCCAGAGACCUUCUAGAGACAAGUGUUGCAAAUCAGCUGCCAUCUUCAAUUGCCUCAGGGCACCUAGUUGUUUAGUUAUUUUAAGUCAUUGUCUCAGUGAACUAAAAUUUGAUUGGUUAGAACACUUGUCUACUAAUUUACUUACAUAUUUUGCUGAAUUUGCUCCAAAUUAAAUUUUCGUAGUUGUUUCAAUUUCGGAUUAUUUGAAGUGUCAUGUUUGUCACUUAAAAUGUCUGCAAAAUACCCAUACCUAACUGAUUUUAUGCUAGUGCAAGCAUUAGGUAACACAUUCCUGGGGAACAUACAAAAUCCAUCCAUAAUUUGCUACAAUUACAGUUCAAUGGAAAACUAAAUUGGUAAGAGGCUUAUAUUGCCCUUCCAAGAAAAACAAGUGAGGAGGUUAAGUGACAUUAAACAUGUGGUAACUAUAGUCUGAAGCAUAUGUAGCUUUAUGAUCUCUUUCUCUCUGAAAGUGACCAAAAUCUACCAAAAGAACAUCUUGUUCUAUUAAAUAAAACUUAAAACUCGCCACUAAGACCAUGAGGUCAUCAGCAAAGUGUCUGUUAGAGCAAACAAUACAGCGGACAAUAUGACAAAGGACAAAAAGAAACUGAUGCUUAUAUGUUCACGCGACACACUGGGGCCAAUCAAGGGGAAACACCUGGGUAACAGAAGACAGCUGAAACUAAUCAAUGAUAACAGAGGAAGUAAAACUAAAUACAAAAGAUAAAGACUACCAAAAUAAAAGAGGAACACCAGUGACAGAGCCUAACAAUAAGAUAUGGGGGGAACAGGAGAGGCGGGAUUUUAUAUUUAACUUAAAUCACAACAGGAACUAGAUAAACAAAGGUAGCAAGACUAAAACUAAUCAAACCUAAAGACUAAAGUGAGAAUAUAAUCAUAAAGAAACCAAUUAGGAAAUAUUUGAUACAUAAAAAGAAUACAAAACUCAAAAGAAACUCAAAUACGCAGGAAUCCAGAUAUUAAUACAAAAAGUCAAACCUCAGGCACAAAACACAGCUCCAUGAUACUGUAACUGUUGAAGUAAUCCCAGAGUAUAACUCUGUUUAUAACUAUUAACUGUUUUACCCAUUUACAUUGUCUGGCUUCAUUUUGGGCACACCUCCUGCAUUUUUAUGAUUACACAGAAAAUAGUGAUGAAAUUUGAUAAAAUGACAAUAUUUGAGAAGCAAUGAUAAGAAAGGUCAGGGUUUUGGGGUGUGCUCUUUAGUAAUGAGCUGUAACGGUAACUGACCAAUAGCUUUUUUAGUAAUGGGUUGUUUGUUAAUGUAGUCAGCAGAUGCAGUUUGAAAGCGUCACUUAAUAUUUAAUUGUAGCGAAAGGUGAAAGCAUGGUUGUACGGUUCAUAGUUAAUGCAUGUCUAGUAUAAACUGCCUGAAAAUGCCUUUAGGCCAACAGCACUAGUGGCAGCUUUGCAGCUCAUCUGGGUACAUGCAUUACAACCUCUCUAGUGAAUCUGUAAAAACACAGCCCCACUGUGUAACGCUCAGGUAGGUGGUUAAGUGCGUUGUGUAAUAAUACAGCAAUAUGGAGUAAAUGUGCUUUGGCUUCAGCAGAGAUCUUUCUGCAAGCAAAGCCUCAAACUGGACCUUUUAUCACUUCAGGACGCUGACAAAGUCCAGGCAAGUCCAAAAAGCUGGGCUCAGCAUUAGAUUCAUAUUUAGUUAUUGUUUGAUCAGACAGUUUAUGGUUUAUGUCAUGCAGAAUUUACCAUAAAAUCAUAAGAGUUUUUGCUCAAUUUUCUCCAAGCCUUCUCCUAUUUCUUUCUAUAAAAAUGGAGUUGAACCAUUCAGUUCCAGCUGCAUUGAGAUGGUGACAGUAAGCUUGCUGCAUAUCUGAUUGUUGAUGGCAUCAUGAGACUCAACAGUCUGCGGGAUAAUCUCGCGAAAACUUGGCUUCACAUCUGUUGUGAAUGCAUCAUCACACUUAACAUUAUUGUUCUUCUUAUUAACUGCAGUGGUAACCUCUGAGCAGAGCAUGACAUAUUUCAGUUAUUUGCUUUCACUGCUGACAUUUUAAAAAAUUCAUAAGCUUCCAGCGACCUUCUAGAAGCAAGUCUUCCCACUCAGCAACCAUCUUUGAGCAGUUAUUUUAAAACCUCUAUCUAUAGUAAUGUGGAGAGAGCCAUAAUAGUACUUUCUGUGGUCUCUGGAGCAUCCAGGAGGUCUCCAUCGAAACGCAAGCCAAGGUCAUUUUUUCAAAGGUUGCAGAGCAGGGUGCAGUUAAUGGAGAGGACGUCGAUCUUAAAAUGGAAUCAUACUGAUAUCAUUUUUUAAUUUCUCUUACAUCAGAUAUGGGAGAGUUCUAGAAUAUUUAGAAAUAUUAGUUUAAUAAAUCAUUAUUAAAAUUAGGUUGUUUUCUCUGUAAUUUACAGUUGCAGUUAGGCUGAAGCAAAAAUGUCAAAUGUUUAUUCUAAUCCCAGAGAUACGCCAAAGUGUCUCUUACCCAUAGAGUCCUCUAUUUAAUCAUUUACCUUCUUAAUAUCCAACAGGUCACUGUUUAGGGUUAAGGUCACAUCUACCCCUUCAUCAAUUUUCAUAAAGUAGAAAAAGAAGAACUGUACAGCAUAUUUAAUAAGACUUGAUUUAAAAAUCAUCAUCUAAUACUUAACUAAUACUUAACUAUGAAGCUUUUCCAGGCAAAAUUUGGAGAUGUUUAUCAGUGGAAUCAGGAAGGGCAGUAGGGGGUAAAUUCACAACUGAAAAUAGAUUUCAAGGGACCCUCCAUUUCUUCUCGUUUGUGUAGCAUUUGUUGCACCUCAGCUUUAAAAAGUCCUGAACAGAGAUUUGUUCUGUUCAGGAUUUGUUCAUCUCUCAGUCGGACCUGAUCAUAGAGACACAUAGAUUCACUUUAUGUAAAACAAAUCUCUGAGUUUCUUUUAUCCAUACAGCCAAAAAAUUUUUAUUUUAAUAGUUGUGGUGCUGUUGACUGAACUUAGGAUGUUUUUCAGACAGAAACUAGUUUGGACGUGAGGGUAAAGCAGUGACUUAAGUCUAAAAAUAGAAGACAUUAAAGCUGUUUUAGCACCAAAAUGACGGAGUGGGGUUGCAGUAUUUUAUUUAUGAGCACUUUUUUUAUGUUUAUAAAAGCUUUGAUCUUUCUGUUAUAUAUGACAACUUUUCUGACAUGUUCUAGUGUCAUUAUUUAUAGUUUUCAUUCAUUUCUGUUUAUAAUUUUUUUUUAAAAACACAAAUUUUACAAACAUUACAUUUAUGUAGACAAUUGUCUCCUCUUACUACUUAGAAAUUAAUUUUAUUUGUUUCAAUAAUACUAGAAAAAUAGAAACUAAAAGAAUUAUUAAAUGAGUUAUGUAUUUGGAGUAUUCCAGUAUGAUUUUAACACCAUAAUAUAAAUGAAAUACAACAACAUUUAAAUAAACAUAAGACAUGGGGGAUAUGGGGUUUGCAGUUUUGUAAUAUUUCCAAUAUUUUGUGCACAAACACUAAAAAAACAGAGAACCAUGAUUUACAUGUUAGUGUGGUAAUUAGAAGCAUUUAUUUCCCACACCAUCUGCCACACCAAUGGGCUAAUUCCUGCAAAAAAACAAAACAAAACAAAAGAAGUUAUUACCCAUAAUUUUAAAUUAUGCAAAUAUAAUUUCUUUAUCAUGUCAUUUUAUGGAGUCACUAAAGAAGAAGUUUGUAUUUGGUCAUAAAGAAAUCUUUUCCAUAUCACUCCUGCUCUUAUGAAAAUGAUUUGUACAGAAGGACAGCCAAGAGUAAUGCAUAAUCUAAGUGGUUUAAAUCUGUGUUAGUGAAACCUGCUUUUAGUCAAACUAAAUAUAGAAAAUGGUCCAAUUUGCCACCUAAAUCCUGUGUAUCUGUGUCAGCCGGCUGGUAAUCACUUCAUGUGCUGUGCUCCAGUUUUAAUACUCGCUGUGUUUUAAUCAUCUAUAAAACGUGGUAGAAAAUGGGUUCAGUUCAGACUGCAGUUUUACCUGUCUGCCAUAAAAGGUUUAACCCUAUGUGUUUAUCCCUCCCACAAAACCAUUACCUCGGUUUAUGCUUCUAAAACACUGAAAUUCAGUUAAAAACAAACAUAAAUCUUGCCUCACACCAAGUCUGGUUCAUAGUCACGCUGGUCAAAGCUUUAACGACGACAAUGAUGAUUUGCUUCUCAUUCUUCUGGCCAUGCAGCCGUGGCGAAGCAAGAAGGAAAUGACAGCGGCUGGUACUGUGUUUGACAAAGGAUUGUAACGCUGUUAUUUGUUUGCAGGAACGCAAAAUCUUUGGUUCGUAUGAGUGCGACGAAGAUUCGUUUGUGUUCCAGUGGUUCACCUUUAUCUGGUGGCAUUUGUUGUAAUGGUGGCCUCAACCUGUGGUGAUGGCUCACAUAAUUCGCUAAAUAAGAGGGGUACCAGCUCCAGCAGGGCAUCGGCAGGCCCAGCGUGUAUCAUGCCGUGGUGGUGAUCUUCCUGGAGUUUUUCUCCUGGGGUUUACUCACCACACCCAUGCUCACUGUUUUGCAUGAAACAUUUCCCCAGCACACAUUCCUGAUGAACGGACUCAUUCAGGGCGUGAAGGGUCUGCUGUCAUUCAUGUCUGCGCCUCUGAUUGGUGCGUUGUCAGACGUAUGGGGCAGGCGGUCCUUCCUUUUGGUCACCGUCUUCUUCACCUGUGCUCCAAUCCCUCUGAUGAGGCUCAGCCCCUGGUGGUACUUUGCCAUGAUCUCCAUGUCUGGAGCUUUCUCCGUGACUUUCUCAGUCAUCUUCGCCUACGUUGCCGAUGUUACGGAUGAGAGAGAGAGGAGUACAGCCUACGGUCUGGUGUCGGCCACCUUUGCAGCCAGCCUGGUCACGAGCCCGGCCAUCGGAGCGUACCUUUCCGCCUGGUACGGGGACAGUCUGGUGGUUCUGGUGGCCACGCUGAUCGCUCUGGCUGACAUCUGCUUCAUCCUGCUCGCCGUGCCCGAGUCUUUGCCCGACAAGAUGAGGCUCAGCAGCUGGGGGACACCCAUUUCCUGGGAGCAUGCCGACCCAUUUGCUUCUCUGAGGAAGGUGGGUCAGGACUCCACAGUCUUACUGAUCUGUAUCACCGUGUUCCUGUCUUACCUACCUGAGGCCGGACAGUACUCCAGCUUUUUCCUUUACCUGAGACAGGUCAUAAACUUCUCCUCAACAACCCUCGCUGUUUUUAUAGGAGUUGUGGGCAUUCUGUCCAUUGUAGCUCAGACUCUCUUCCUCACUCUGCUGAUGAGAACUCUGGGUACUAAAAACACUGUUCUGUUAGGUUUGGGCUUCCAGAUCCUUCAGCUGGCCUGGUACGGCUUUGGAUCAGAGCCAUGGAUGAUGUGGGCUGCUGGUGCUGUAGCAGCGAUGUCCUCCAUCACCUUCCCAGCAGUUUCUGCUUUGGUGUCACAGUCUGCUGAUCCCGAUAAACAAGGCGUGGUCCAGGGGAUGAUCACAGGCAUCAGAGGUCUGUGUAACGGCCUCGGCCCAGCCCUGUACGGAUUCAUCUUCUUUCUCUUCAACGUCGAGUUUAACUCCAUGGACCCCAUCCAGGGAGACUACAACAUCGACCCCCUGCCACUGCACAGUCCCACUGAGCGAGCGCUAAUCCCAGGCCCGCCCUUCCUGUUAGGGGCAUGCACCGUGGUCAUCGCUUUCCUCGUCGCUCUCUUCAUCCCUGAGAAAACCUCCUGCUCCUCCUCUUCCUCCCAGCUGUCCCUCAACGACAAGCCCCACCCAGACAGCAAAGAGUCCAUGUCCUCGCUGGCCGGUGUCCACAUCAACACGCCGCUGCCAGGCAGCGAUGAGGAGAGCCCGCCCGCAGCCUGCGACGCGGACUUUGAGCCGCUGCUACACGACAGCAUCGUUUGAUGGACAGGUGGAGGGCGGGGCUAAAGGCGUGGUUUGAUCGAGUGACGCUUUGUAACAAAGAACACAUUUUUUUUGCCAUCCGGCAGAACUAAGUGUACUUUUACUGAUUGGCUGGAGGAAGCUAUUUGCUGGCAGGUGGGACUAACAUUUUUAUUCACAGAUCUGUGACAUCAUGUGACCAGUGAGGUAAUGAUUCGUCAAAGAGCUGCAAACAAGAUGUCAUCAUGCGAUCGGAGAGAGGAAUCAAAGACGAUUUAGUUGCCUGACAGGAAACAAGAGAAGGGACCAAGUUUUGUGUAGUUUUUUGGGGUUUUUUGUUUUUUUUUAAUGGCGAAGGAGGCGUGGCUGGCUUAGGGAUCCGCCCACUUUAACAGAAAGUAUAUUUGAGGUUUUCACUGAAGGGUUUUUGUUCAUCUUUAAUCUUUAAGAAAAGGUGUUUUUACCUUUUAGCUGUAUCAUUCUGACGCUGUGUUUUUUCUCUGGUUCUUGUAUAAAAGAAACACGUCUGCAUCGUAUUUAAGGCAGCCAAAACAUCUGUGUUGAUUUAUACUCUCUCUUUUUAUUGUUGUUGUUGUUAAGGUUUCUUUUUUUAGUUACAGGUAAUGCUAUUUUUAAAUUUUUUUAAUUGUACAGUACCUUACUUGCUAUGAACUAAGAGUGCUAACUGAGGUGUGAAUGUGACAAGCUGAGAGACGACUCAACCACCUGAAAUAUCAAUUUAAUCUUUUUCUUUCUUUCUUUCUUUAAAUGUAAACCAGAGCAAAACUAAAGCUCAGGCGAUCCAAGAGAUGCAGAUAAUUUUUUAAAAACUUUUUAUUCUCAACAGAGCCUCUUCACCACAUAGAUUUUACUUUUAUUUUUCCCACUUUAGUGUACCAGUUUGUGACUCUACCUCACAAUCAACCUUGUUUUUCUUAUCUUCCAUCACUUGUGUUUUAUUUUUUUAUCUUUCAAAGUCACUUUAUAAAAGUGCUGCUGGCUGCUGGCAGUGGGAACAUCCUCACACGGCUGUACCUGUGGCCACCCAGUGUCUUUGCCUGUCUUCUUCUCUUCAACUGGGUGCUUUAGCCUCGCUGUAUUUUCAUGCAAGUUUUACUUUUAACUUGCAAAAAUACUGCCGACACGACGUGUAUGUGUUUCCCCUGGCAGCAGUGAUAAUUCCUGUGAAUGAACUUAUACUUGAAGCACCGGAGAGCGAUUCUACAAGAGCUUUAGAGAAGAUUUCCAACGUAUGCUGAGGAGUUUAAGUGUAUAAAUGGCACAGAGUGUACAUAGUGACCGGCUUUAUGACCUUAAAAUGUAAAUGUACAUGUGAAUGAUAUUAUGGUUUGUACAUAUUGUCACUGAACUGUGGGAUUGGCUUGCUUGUUGUGGUUGUGUGGUAGCUCAGUGGGAUGGGGGUGGGGGGGGUUCGACUACGCAGCUAAACUGUUAUACAAGACCAACAGUCAUUUUUAAAUUCAUUCAGGUCACACGGACGCCCAGUCCAUUUUCUCUUUCUUACACCUGAGUAUAUUUACCUGCACACUAGUAUCCCAAUGAUCAGUAUUUAUGUGAAACUCAGUUUCACCCACCAAACAGGUUUUGACUUUCUGCAAAAGAAACAAAAAAAACCCAAAACACAUCAGGUUUUAAUUUACUGAAACUUAAAAUUAACAGGAAAGUACCUCCUGUUAAGAUAAGUAAAACAGAGUUUUUGCCUUAACCACUGCAGACCAGUCAUUCUUAUGCGUACCCCCCCACACACACACACACACACACACACAAAAAGGCACAAAUUUUCACCCAAAACAGCAGAAGUUAGGAAGUGGAGUACAACCAGUACCUGGAGUGGAGUUAAAAUUUACCAGGAAGUCCUUGCUCCUAUUUUUUUUUUUUGUUCUGUCUCGGCUAACAAUAAGCUUGUCUUCCAUUUCUGGCUAAUGUCCACAUUCUACAGGAGAAAGUCAGCUUAUUGGCAUCAAACAUAUUUUUUUGUUAAAGCUGAAAUAUUUUUAGAUUGCAAGGAUAAGUAUUUUCUUCUACUCAUGGCAUCAAGUGUGAAACAGAUGAAACUCGAACUUUCCCAUUAAGCACAUAUUUGGUCAUUUUUAGACCAUGAAGCAUCUAUUUUACCUGAGCCUGUUCUACUUAUUUCCAGCUCUGUAUGUAUUACUCUUCAACUUCAGCUUUGAUGAUUCAAGGGUCAAAAUAGUUCCUGUUUAUCUUAUACGGGGCCUUUGUGCAGCUAAGUGGAUCUUUUACUUUAAAUCUUAGCCAAACUUAUGGCUAAAUCUUAUUGGGAAGUCCAAUCAUUUUUUUUUAUUUUUACCAAGGUCUUUGAGCCAGCCUUUUUCUGAUUGGCUCCCCCUCACUAACAAAGACUUGACCAGCACGUGGGUGGGGCUUCUGUGCUGAUAACCGUAUAAGGACCCUCUCUUUGACAUCAUACAGAGCGAAGAGCAGAAAAAAACAUCUGUACCAAACACUUAGAGCCGUUUGAACUUGUACAUACACUGACCUCAAUGUUUGAAACUUUGGCUUUAUUUAUUAUAAACAUUCGUCACUUGGAACAACAGAAAAGCAGAAUAGGUCCACCUUAAUAAAAUAAAAUGGUGCUGGAUAAAAGUUACCUUAUCUGCUAUUUUUUUUUUAGCCUUCUUCAUUAAAUGAACUCUAAACCUCAUUUCACGGUGACUGAGUUUCAAGUACACACAGAGCCCAGAUCCUAGCCAGGAUAUUAGUGUGUAUGUGAACAAACUGAGGUUUAAUUUGAUCCUCCACUGCAUACACUCAGUUCCUUCACCAGCAGUCCAGCUGACUCUACAGUGUAAAUAUUGUACAUGGACAGGACAUGUGUACAUCGGUCGUACGCUGUAAAUACACAUUGUCUAUCGUCUUGUCUGGAAGCGUACGAGCCAGUCGUUGGUUAUUGGAAAUAAAAGCAGUUCAACAACA
Molecule: messenger RNA, 10710 nt
Organism: Oreochromis niloticus (Nile tilapia)
Lineage: Eukaryota; Metazoa; Chordata; Actinopteri; Cichliformes; Cichlidae
Gene: slc71a2a
Product: major facilitator superfamily domain containing 14Ba
Exons: 12
Coding region: 6406-7773 (455 amino acids)
Biological process (GO): transmembrane transport
Cellular component (GO): membrane
Molecular function (GO): transmembrane transporter activity
Source: RefSeq, a predicted model, not a curated record